Molecule: messenger RNA, 1773 nt
Organism: Penaeus vannamei (Pacific white shrimp)
Lineage: Eukaryota; Metazoa; Arthropoda; Malacostraca; Decapoda; Penaeidae
Source: RefSeq, a predicted model, not a curated record
AUGCCAGGUUCGAAAGGAUGGUCUUAUUCUUGGUGCAAAGGAGAAAUAUCACGUAAUGCAUUGCAAAGACUCACAACGCCGAGUAAAAAUGCAGACCAUGCACCCAAAACACACCAGCAACGUCAUCUAGGUUCCGCCAAAAGGAGACGAAUAUUUGUUUCUCUUCUGGAAAACGAGGAGUGGGCGGAGGAGGUGGGAGGCAACGGCAAAUGCGGCUGCAACCUGACGGCGCUGGUAAACCUCGUGAGCCUCCGCAUCCCCAGAGGACCUCCAGGACCCCCGGGGAGAGAUGGACGACCCAGCCCUCCAGGACUCUCUGGCAACCCAGGACCCCAGGGCGAGCGAGGGCAGCCAGGGCGCCGAGGGGAGAAGGGCGAGCGAGGGGAAGUAGGAUCUCCAGGCCCCGAAGGAAUCCAAGGUUCCAAGGGGGACCCUGGGAAGGACGGCUUGAUCGGACCCCCCGGCGCCCCAGGACCCGCCGGCCCCCCCGGACCCCCAGGGUGGAUCAGAGGACACGGAGAUUCAAGGACGCCGCAGGUGGAGGGCCUCGAGACCGACGUAAUCUUCGGGGGGAACGCGGGCGAGCCGGGGCCCCCAGGAGCUCAGGGGCCGGCGGGCGACGUGGGCCCCCGAGGACCCCGCGGACACCAGGGCCAGAAGGGCGAGAGGGGCAUGAAGGGGAGCAAAGGCCAGAAGGGAGAGGAGGGACCCCAAGGACCCGUAGGACGUCUGGGGGACAAGGGAACGCGAGGACCCCCUGGCGUUGAUGGACUUCCAGGGACCCCAGGACACAAGGGCCAGAAAGGAGACCAUGGACCCCCCGGCAUAGGACGCAAAGGACCCCCAGGAGUCCCAGGAGAGAAAGGAAGUCCAUUCUACUCAACGGAAUACGUGAGGAACAUCGUGCUGACGUCCCUGCAGCAAUACGUGGACAUCAACCCAGCCAACAGAGAAAACCUGCGAGAGAUCGCCGAGCGCAUCGAAGUGAUCCUCCCGAAGGGCAAGGACGGCAUCCCCGGGGCGCCAGGACCCAGAGGACCUAAGGGCGAGGAGGGACGUAUAGGACCCGUCGGACCCCCAGGACACCCCGGCCACCCAGGACCUAUUGGCGAAUCAGGAGAAGACGGCCCCGCAGGACCCCGAGGCAAUCCAGGACCCAAGGGAGAACCCGGAUCGCCAGGACCUGUUAUCCUGAGCAACGGAACUGUUAUCGAAGUCAAGGGUCAGAAGGGAGACCGCGGUAUGGACGGACAAGCGGGCAAGCGGGGGUCCCCUGGGCUUCCUGGACCCCCUGGCCUCCCCGGACCCCCAGGGCACCAGCUGGCGACAGGACCCUUCGACUCAGCACGUGACACGACCUAUAACUAUGACGUCACAGGAAUCAAGGGAGAUAAGGGAGAGCGAGGACCCCCCGGCCCCCCUGGUCCCCCCGGCCCCGGCGUUGGAGGGAUGGGCAGGGGAGCCACCUACAGCUAUGGUGGCGUCUAUGGUGUUGUGGCCCGCCCACGCCCACGCCCAGGCCAGAGCCGCUUCGACCUCGAAGAAACAUGGGCGGCUCCUCUUCCAUGGGACCCCCCGGCCCCCCUGGACCCCCGGACCACCAGGACCCCCCGGACCCGCAGGACCCGAGGGACCCCCGGCCCCCCGGCAUCACCCGACGGCGGGAGAAGAGGAGUACAUCCCGUGCGCCCAUCGGCCCCCUUCCCAGUUCCCCAAAAGGCUUUAUUCCAGUUCCCAGUUCUCUGUCUCUCUAUCGGCCUCGGGAACUCCUAA